Musca domestica (house fly) is the source of this 2140-nucleotide messenger RNA. Its product is annotated as transcription factor grauzone. Gene Ontology annotation, cellular component: nucleus. The record is from RefSeq and is a predicted model, not a curated record. Lineage: Eukaryota; Metazoa; Arthropoda; Insecta; Diptera; Muscidae. Gene Ontology annotation, biological process: regulation of transcription by RNA polymerase II. The transcript has 2 exons. Bases 345 to 2072 code for a protein of 575 amino acids. Gene Ontology annotation, molecular function: DNA-binding transcription factor activity; zinc ion binding; RNA polymerase II cis-regulatory region sequence-specific DNA binding.
AAGACCCACCGAGGACUUAAUAACAAAAAACCUGGAUAAAUUCACAUAAACGGAUAUAUUUAAAUCCCAAACAAAGAAAUUAACUUGAGAUUGUCCUGAUAUUUCGGCCUUUUUGCGCUACAAAAUUGUAUUUCCAGCAGGCGACAUAUAAUAAACUAGCUAAAUCUAUCCCAGAUGCUACCUGUGGGGUUAUCAAUGGAAUGUAUGGACCACGAUCGAAUUUGCUAAAACCAAGAAAAAAUCGCGAAACUUUAGAAAUUUAAUGGCAUAAGUACAUUCAACAGUACUAUGGCUCUGUACUGAAUCUCUAUUCAAUUGGAAUGUUCUCAGCUCAAUCUUGAAAGAUGGCUCAAACAACUCUGUGCCGACUUUGUGUUGAAAUUUGCAGUCAAUAUGAAACAUUGUGCGAUGAAAAUGGUGAAAGCAAUGCCAUAUACGAAACCACUGUCAAAUAUUUCGAUCCAAUUCUUUUGAAUUUGGAUCAGGAGAAACAACCCGUAAUAUGUGUUGGAUGCUGGCGCCACAUAGAUGAUUUCAAUAAAUUUCAAGUGUCAGUUAUACUGGCACAAUCCAAGUUAAAUGAAUAUACUAGCUCACAGGUAGAGCCGGAGACGAUAGUUAAAACUGAAGAUGCCAUUACUGAGGAAUCUGUAUUAGAUUAUAAGGACAAUAUUGUUCAAAUUUUUACCACUGCAAGUAAUACCAAUAUCGAGAACAAUGGAUAUGACAAAGACUUUAUUGGAUUUCCAGAAGUGGAUGGACUCGAUGACCAUCGUGAUACAUACUUCAGCUCCGAUGAUGACAAACCUUUGUUAGAAUGUAUGAGAACACGUUCAAAAGGUAAAAGGAAGAUUUCCUCCAAAACCAAGAAGUAUGAUGAUUGCAUUAACGUUCCCAAAAGACGGGGAAGAAAACCAAAAGUGAAAGAUUCAACAACCGUUAAGGAAAGCGUUUUAGAUGUUGCCAAUUCUGGCGAGGUAGACAAUUUAAUAAAUGAUGUUACAUUAAAAGAAGAGGAUGCGGCGGACGAUACAGCACCCUCAAAUGAUGAAGUCGGCGCAACAAAACCCAAUAAUUCAACGAAAAGAUCAUCCAAAGAAAUUGACGAAUUUAUAGCAAAAUGGAAACAGGAUUUGGACUGUUACCUAUGCAGUGCAACUGCCCCAAAUAUGAUGGCUUUACGAAAUCACUUUCGUAAACAACACCCCAAGCAGAGGUGUUAUGUUCUUUGUUGCCAAAGAAAGUUGAGUCGUCGUCAUCAGCUGGAAGAACACAUUCGCGUCCAUGUUGAUCCUGGUGCCUUCCAGUGUAAACUAUGUGGCAAAUGUUGUACAAAUAAACGAACUUUGAGUAAUCAUAUGUACGAACAGCAUACCGAGCAGGGACAGGAACGAUCCUUUGAGUGUCCAAUAUGCCAUAAAUGUUUCGCCAAAAAGCCAGUGUGGAAACGUCAUAUGGAAAUACACGAGCCUAACAAGGAUCAUGUGUGCAGCGAAUGUGGCAAGGGAUUUCCAACCGAACAACGUCGUAUUGUACACCAACGAAUGGUUCACAAUGUUGAACGUGUAUGUGAUCAGUGCGGAAAAACUUUCCGCGGCAUCUAUUCACUGCGGACACAUUUGCAAGAGCACGCUGGUAUAGAGAGACGAAAAUGGCCAUGUGAUCAGUGCAGUGCAAAGUUAAACACCCACGCAAGCCUAAAGCGUCAUAAAUUGGUGGCUCAUAAUGACGGCAAAACCGUUUACAUAUGCAGCGAGUGUGGAAAAGUGGCUCCAUCCUCGGUGGCAUUACUUAGUCAUAAGAAAUAUGUUCAUCAAGCAGAACGGAAAUAUAAGUGUACCAUUUGUGAUAAGGCUUUUAAAACCAGUCUAGUACUGCGCGAGCAUAUGGCCAGCCAUACAGGUGAAGAUCUCUAUACCUGUCCACAUUGUCCGAAAACGUUUAAAGUCAGCUCUAAUAUGCAUCAUCAUCGUAAAAAAGCCCAUCCCGUAGAAUGGGCUGCAGCUAGAUCGAAAAAGCCAAUGACGGCGAGUAUUAAUAUGGCACAAGUGUCACAGGAAAUAGUUAUGUAAAUAUUUUAUACAAUAGUUAGAUACAUAGAUUUUUAUGUAAUUAGUGCAAUGUAAAUAAAUAUACAUAU